Molecule: messenger RNA, 2498 nt
Organism: Spinacia oleracea (spinach)
Lineage: Eukaryota; Viridiplantae; Streptophyta; Magnoliopsida; Caryophyllales; Amaranthaceae
Exons: 11
Coding region: 253-2259 (668 amino acids)
Source: RefSeq, a predicted model, not a curated record
AAUGGCUUUGGGGGAAAUAGUGUGGAAAAUAGCAACCGGUAUUACAUAGCCGUAUCCGUACUUAUUCCGUUCGCUUAAAUUUCUAUAACCUGGCGCCAAAUUUUCUUCUUCAUUUGAUUCACAACCCUAAUCAAGAUAAAACCCUUGCGACUUGCGAAUUGCGAAUUGCGAAUUGCGAAUUGUAUGAUUGGCAUAAAGCUACCUAUUUAGGGGUUUUCAGUGCGUACUGCCGAAUUCUGUAAUUUUGAUGGGAUGUCGAUCCAUUUUGAGGCGCGAGCUUGUGGCGGCGGGUGGUCGGAAAAGUAUGAUUGCAUUCCGUUGCGAUUACGACGGAAAAUGUUGCAUUCUGUUGAACAUCCAAAAGAAGAUGAUGGAUACCUUAAUGCAAAGACAAUAUGUGGUUACGUUGCUGGUAAUGUAAAUGGAAAGCAGCUGAUAGCGAUAGAAAAUUGUUCAAGCACAGCUUUGUGUACAAAUGCUUCAGAAGUACCAAUUCAUCAAUCUUCAGAUUCUGGUCAGAACAUAUUAUCUUCUGGUAACAGUUCUUCUGAUCAUUCUGUGGACUGUUCUGGAGAUUCUGAUCUGGAUAUAAAGUUUGAAAAUUCAUCCGUCUGCUCAAAUAAGUUGCCAGCCUCUAAAGCAAGAGCUGAAAAUGAGCAACUCAAUAAUCAUGUUGGUGUGUUUAGACAUCCAACGACAUCAGAUGUUCUGGACAAUGUUUUACAAGACCGCUUAAUGGGCUGCAGCAGUGCAAAUGGGCAAGUCAUUGAGGUAAAGCACGAGAAGUUAUAUGAGUUUGAUGAUGCUCUUGACAAUGUUCUAAUUAAAGAACGACGAAAAAUGCUAGCAUCAAGGAAACUCAUGCAAUCUCCCAGAUCACAUGUGGAGGUGAAGAAUAAUGGAGGGCUGUCCAACUUAUCUAAAAUUUCGCUGCGAAGUGCAAAAAGUAACUCCAUUCCGGAUGCACUGAUUGGCAAACAUUUAAACCUUAAAGUAAAUAGCAGUAAUGAUCUGUCUUCAGAAUUUGCAACUGAUGGAACAUCACAUACAGCUAACAGGUGUUCACGACCUUUACCUGUGUCUGCUAGUACACAGGAAACUGCUAUGAUGGAUGCCUGUCCCUUGGCAAGUUCAGUGUUACCAUCUCUUGCCAAAGUCAAAGAUGAGCCUCUUGAUAUAAACGAGUUAUGCAGUGAAGGAAAGAAUACUAUGCAAAACUCUGGUCAGACUCUAACUGUAAAAAAGGAGCCCGGGUUUUCUGAAUUUCUUGUGGAUGAGUUAGACCACUUGCCACUCGUGGAUCGAGUCAAGUUGCUAUCAUCUGGAAUACCAACCUCAGAUUUGUCUGGGAAUCCUGAGUUUUUCAAGGAAGAUGAGGCCUCAGCUUUGGAUUUUGGUAAUGCUGUCCUAGAAUCUGUCAAACCAAUUAGCAUCAGUCGGACUAGGAAGAAGAGAAGAACUGCAACUGACUCAGUUGAAACUGCAUUGGAGGAAGAUGCUCCUGGCCUUCUAAAGGUUUUGCUUGACAGAGGUGUAUCACCUGAAGAAAUUAAGUUAUAUGGAGAAGAAGAUACUGAUGAUAUACUUGAUGAUUCUCUCAGUGAAGAUCGUUUCACAGAGCUUGAAGCUGUAAUAUCACAGUUGUUUUCACAACGUCAAACAUUUCUUAAGUUUCCUCUUUUACGCUCAAAGGGUGAGAAAAUUAGCUACUGCUUGUCUUGUCUCUUCUCACUUGUGGAGCAGACGAGAUAUUUGCGAAAUAGGAAGUGGCCUGUUGAAUGGGGUUGGUGUCGGGAUCUUCAGUCUUUUAUAUUUGUCUUCCAACGACAUAACAGAAUUGUGUUGGAACGUCCAGAAUAUGGCUACGCGACAUACUUCUUUGAGCUGCUGAAUUCUGUUCCUGUGGCCUGGCAGGUCAAGCGCCUGGUGACUGCAAUGAAGCUUACAAACUGUGGCCGGAUCACCCUAUUAGAGAACAGACCACUAGUGGUUGGAGAAGACUUGAGCGAAGGGGAAGCACGAGUAUUGGCCGAAUAUGGAUGGACUCCAAACACUGGCUUGGGAACAAUGCUAAAUUAUAGUGACAGAGUGGUUCAUGAUAGGAAGCAGGAGUUGGAUAGCUCAGAAUGGAGGUUGAAGAUUGGAAAGCAGCUUAUGAAUGGGUACAAUGGUGGGAAUAUUGUGGCUAAAAAUCUUCCAAAGAGGUUGCUAACGGAGUAUCAAGAUUCACAUAACGUUCAAGUGAAGCUGGAGGAGUGAACUGUAUGGAUGUACCAAAUCUGUGUACAAAUAGUAUUUAAGCUUGAAGAAAUAGUCUUCGUAGCAAUAGGGGCUUAUAAUUCUACUCCGAUGAUUGUUAUGUACAAUAAAGUUGUUCCUGUGUAUAUAGCAUUUUAGACGUUAGAGUUGAAUAUAGGAUAGUUUCUAGUUUUUUUUUUUUUGUUUUUCCUUUCUUCUAGCAUGUGCUUUUUUAUAUUCAAAACCACCUUUUUCGUGGC